AUGAACGCUAGUGACACAGUCGUGUCCAAUGGAUCAACUGUGAUUCUGUCCUGCUGGCUAAACAAGAGUGGAUCAUCUAGCAAUUUGCAGAACAAACAUACAAUAACUAUUUUACGCAACCACUCAGCAGUAAGCAGCAGCUCUGGCUCUUGGGUCGGUGCUCACAGUUCACAGCGCGAAUUUGGGAGGCAGGCGUUCAAAUGCGAAUGGAGUUCUCCGCAGAAACCAAAAGGAGUGCUCGUAUGUGGAAUUUACGUCGAUGUUGGAAUUCCUCCAGCCCAGCCCAAAAAUAUACUCUGCAAUCAGCAUGGAAAGGAUGGAAGUACCAUUUGCACUUGGGAUAAAGGACACUAUACCUACCUUGAUACUACCUAUACAUUACAGCUAACAAAUGGAACUACCAAUGAAGCAAUAGUAUGGAAAGAGGAAAGGAAUCAAAAUAGCUCAUAUGGCUCAGUAGAGCUCAGAGUGAAGUUGAAUUUUGAGUCCACUUAUACAGUUGUUAUCAAUGCCACCAAUGGACUGGGGGAGGUUUCUUCCCAACCAGUUCAAUUCACAUUAAUAGACAUAGUGAAGCCGCACGCACCCGUGAACCUCUCAGUGGCAUUUGAUGGUUUUGAUGCAAGAAACUGCAGCAUUUCGUGGCAAGAUCAACAAGAGGCACAACACUUUAGAUUAAGAUACCAACCAAUGAACAGCAACUCUUGGACCAUGCUUGCAAAUAUAAACAGUAGAAGAUAUUCUCUACAUGACCUGAAGCCAGAUAUAGCAUACAAAUUCCAGGUUUCUUGCAAGUUCCUGCCCAACAAAGGCUUAUGGAGUGACUGGAGUAUGUUGUUUCAAACAGAAGCAGUACCAUUUCAGCCAAUUGAUGUCUGGUAUUUAAUGGAAGAUGUGUCUUCUGAAAUGCAGAAUAUUACACUUUUUUGGAAGACGAGCAAAUUAGAAGUGAGAAGGAAAAGUCAUGAUUAUAGAGUGAUGUUUUCAGCCCUAAACCAGAUGCAUCAAAGAGCUACGAAAAAAAAUUCUACAGUGCAAACGAUAUUCUCACAAAUCAUACCUAAGACAGACUAUAGCAUUACAAUUUGUUCUCACAAUUCACGGGGAAUAUCCCAACCCAUUUAUAUCACUACUAAACUAGGAAUUACAGAUCUGCCACCCCCAAACCAUCUUUCUACUGUAUCACUGGGGAAUGGAAGAAUCGCUGUUGCAUGGGAAGCCCCAAUUGCACCUUUCCCUUUUAUCAAUGGAUAUGUUCUACAGUGGGCAGAGCUCCAUCACAGCAGUCACUUGAGAACUCCCAUAACCUGGCUCAAAAUCCCAGUCUCCAAUCUCACAGCAACAACAGAGAACCUAAAGCCUAACACCUGUUAUCGAAUCAGUGUGUUUGCCCUCUACCAGAGCAGAGCAGGAAGAGCUGCUUCCACAACAGAAGAUGCAUCAGCAAAAGCCCCAUUAACAGGACCUCAAAUUAACACAACAGUAAAAGAAAGAAGCAUUUUGGUCUCCUGGCAGGAAAUUCCGGACGAUCGAGUGGGCUGCAUCGUUCACUUCAGGUUAUACUUGCAAAAGCAAUUUGCCAUGGUGCCCCCUAAAGUCUAUGAUAUACCUAAUACAGCCACACAGCCGUUCUCUGUAAGAAGUCUAGAGCCUGGUGCUACAUAUGUUUUAUGGAUGACAGCUUCCACAAAAGCUGGAGAGAGCCCUAAAGGAAACAAACAAGAGGUUUACAUAAAAGAUGCACCCAGCUGGGGUCCUGCUCUAUCUAUCUGCAUUAUUGUGGGUCUUUCCAUCUGCCUCUGCUUUGUGCCAUCCAUUAGGCAAGUGCUUUCCUCAUUGCUUUCUGUUCUGCUUUGUGGGUGGCAUGGGAAAGCUGUUCCAGAUCCAGCCAACUCUUCAUGUGCUAGAGAGUUCGCAUCUGUAGAGGAUGAACGCAGCUUCUAUUCUACACAGUUCCUAAAGAACCUGAACAGCGCUGAAGAGCCCGAAACUCUACAAAUAGAGGAGGUCUUCAUGAAGAGGCAACAGAUGCCAUUUGUGGAUGUGUCCCUCUUCAAACCCACAGAGGAAGGAGAGAGCCACAACUGGCCAACUGCUGUCAGUUUCCAGGGAGAGGAUCCAAUUGUGAAAAACUUGGACUAUGACCCUUUGAUCACCAGCAGGACAGAGGAUGCCAGCCAGCACCAGCUGCUGCCUUUGUACAGAAAGGUUGGACCCGAAGAACCAAUUCAAGGCCAGGAAUUUUCAGUGUACCUUGCCAGUCCACAUGGAAAUGUAACAGUGGACUACUUGCCGACUAUUUCACCUGCCAUUAUGGACACUGGUGAAGACAACGGCGAAUCUGAACUAAACCCGCUAUUUAUUUUCCAAAGAACCUCUUUUCUACCACAGGCAUUCCCCUUUGGUGGAAAGCUUACUCUAGACGCUAUACAAAUGGACUGUGAUUCUUUCACAGAGUAAGGCCACAUUUGUGUAACAUCUUAUCCAGGAAUGCUUUAAACUUAAUGGGAGUAGACAUGAUAGGAUAUAGCACAACAGGCCUCCCUUAAUCCCCUCACCCCUUCAUGUGAAACCUAGCAUGAGGAAGUUCAUGAGGACAAAGUCCCUCAUUUAGGUCCCAGCAUAAAUAUGAGGUAGUAAUUGCUGCACUAGCUCAGCCACACAAGAAAUGAAAGUUAAAACGUUGCCGCAUCUAGAAUAGUGAGAAUGUAUCUCAAAAGUGGUUUCAGAGAACUGCGGGUUGUAGCCAAGUUAGCCCAUUUAGGCAAGGAAUUCUGCCUAGGCAGCCAGACUUCUCCCUGUGUGCCCAUCUGCUCCAAAGGGUUGAGGGAAUCCUUAGAUGUGGGGACAUGUGGAAAGGAAAUCCUGUUGUGCAGGUCAAAGCCAUUGUUCUAACAGGAUGUCUUCUUUGGAUACAAUCCUGAAUGUGUAUGAAGCUCCCAAUUAAAAAGCCAAACAGGUUGCAAUGCAGAGGAGUGUGAGGGAGAUGUUUGAGCCCAGUGGGACUUUCUGGCUGUUUGCUCUCUCAAGUAGAAGCCCCCUUCUCUUCUACUCCAUUGCAUAGCAAGCAUCCAUUGUCCACAGUCCAUGAACAAUGUGGAUGUGAUGCAUUGCCCUUGCCUCUCAAGCCUAAAGAAGUAAUAUUUUGAAACCGGAAAACCUGAAGUCCAGGCAUUCAGGUCCACCAUCUUACAGACACAGUUCAUUGCCUGAGUAUGUAUCUAAAUCAGGCAUCCCCAAACUUCGGCCCUCCAGAUGUUUUGGACUACAAUUCCCGUCUUCCCCAAAACUGGCCCUGUUAGCUAGGGAUCAUGGGAGUUGUAGGCCAAAACAUCUGGAGGGCCGCAGUUUGGGGAUGCCUGAUCUAAAUCAACAUCAUGAUAUUGUGUAAUAAUUUCCCUACACAGUCUAGAUCAGGGGUCAGCAAACUUUUCCAGCAGGGGGCCGGUCCACUGUCCCUCAGACCUUGUGGGGGGCCGGACUA
Molecule: messenger RNA, 3484 nt
Organism: Zootoca vivipara (common lizard)
Lineage: Eukaryota; Metazoa; Chordata; Lepidosauria; Squamata; Lacertidae
Source: RefSeq, a predicted model, not a curated record